This is a messenger RNA of Cooperia oncophora, 444 nucleotides long. The record is from the annotation of a GenBank genome assembly. NCBI's taxonomy places the organism in Eukaryota, Metazoa, Nematoda, Chromadorea, Rhabditida, Trichostrongylidae.
AUGGCGACGAAGAAGUUUUCGUCUUCAAGUCAUCGACGUGCUGCUCGCCCAGUUAUCAUCAUCGUUGGAAGCACUUAUAAGGAUGGUGGAUUCAACGACCCAACGCAGAUCGCUCGCGAGUUCCGUGAAGACGGUGGAGCGAUUAUUACCAUCGGAAGUGUUGCAGAGUAUGUACAAGAGCACGGACUGGCAGUACCGAUGCUUCGAACGCUGGCGUCACCAAACUUCAGCCUGACUAAUAAAAAGAUGGACGGUACACAACUGCGCGCUGAUGAGUUACGUCAGCUGCUUUGCGAAGCCAACUGCUUCUGUAAAAAGAAUUGGAUGCCUUAUAGAACAAAUAAGUGGGAUGCUCCACAUGGCGGUUGCUAUUAUCCGGUUCCGAUUCCUUCAAUUCAGGUUCGUGCUGUUGAAUGUGUUCGAGGUAGUAGUGUGGUGCUUUAG